AUGGGUAUGCAAGGGCCUCUUACGGCGCAGGCCCUGGGCCGAUCGCCCUACGAUGAGGUGGUUCCCGGAGAGGGUGAGGAAGACCCUCGCCAGCCAACGCAGCAGUACGACUACCGCGGUCGCCCUAUAAACCCAGAGACCAGGCGCAUGAACCGCGACAUUGUGCGAUCGCAUAACGAGGUCAUGCAAGUCAUUGGCGUUGCAGAGCCCGAGAACCCCUUCUCGGCGCCAGAGGCCGAGUCACAGCGACGUCACGGCGACUAUGAGGAGGACGUUGGCCUCGCACUCGUCAGGCCCGCGAUCCGCUGCGUCGAGUCAUCAGGAGUCUUUGGACUCGACGGUCUGCGGCAACGGAUACUGAUCUAUAGGCGUUAUGCCCAAAUACCUUUUCGGGAACUCUACAAAGACGCUAGGAACGACUUUUCGGUUUCGCGGGACUUGCUCGCUGGCGCGCCCACCAGUCUGCUCACCACGUUCAUCGAGCGACAAGUGAGCCGACUCUGGCUGAAUGACCCCGUUAUGAGGCUUCCCCGACGUUGCGCGCAUGAAGCUUGGUCGUACAUCCGUGUCCAUCUAGAGCUUUAUGUCGCUUUACAGCACCUUGGCUUGACAAAGAGCCUGACCUUGCUACCUAGCCCCAAGUUUUUUGUUCCAUUCACGGAAGAGUCACCGAUACCGGCACCACCUCCACUGGACGACUUUACAUUCCCAUCGCUGCUGCGUUGGGUGGGCGGCCUCUUUAUUUCCACCACACCUUUCUUGGUUUGGGUCAUGGCACGGCGUAUGUCGCGCGACUGGAAGCCCCAGAUCUGGGGUCAGAUCUAUACCCGUCUACCAAGUACUGCGAUGCAAGCCAAAAAGCACCGGCCCAUCUCUUCGCCAACGUUGCCACCACCACCUCCGCCGCCGCCCCCUUCCUCGACGGCGCCUCAGCGCCUGAAUGAGCCUGAUGAUGGGUGGACUCUUGUCCAAGACUCUCAAAGAGAAGAGUCGCAACCCGACCACACCACUAUUUCACCCGAUCAACCCCCACCAAGCCACCCAGGCCCAGUAGAAGCGGUCAGGCGGCCCAGCGUCUUCUCCGCCCGCGGCGACGAUUAUGCCAGCGACGAGGAGGACAACGAGGGAGUCAGUGCGACCCUCAUCAGCUUCGACGUCGAAGCCACAGAGUCGACGGACGCGCCGCCUGGUCUCUGGUCCGCCGAGCUGCGACCAAGCGUGGCGUCAGAUGCGAGGGCGAACGCAAACCAGCCCGCGGUCUACCUGGACACCAUGCUUACAAGGCUCCCCGCGGUGGCCGGCGCCCACAUGCUUACGGAAGCCCUAUGCCGAGUACUCAUGGUGCCGUACGAGGGAACGGCUCUGCGCCUCGUCGCACGGACGUGGAGGUUGAGGCAAGGCCUGCCCUUUUACGACAUCUAUGGGGUGAACAUGUUGAGCGGCCUAUCGUGGGUAUACGCUGCCAAUUUCUUUGCCAGCGAACUUCUGCACCUGGUCCUUUGCGGCGAAGUGUGGGCCGUCUUUACCAUUUUGUCACAGCGGUACCACAUGACGGAGGAGGAAUGGAAAGAUGAGGAAGAAGCCAAGGCGAACGAAGCCUGA
Messenger RNA from Purpureocillium lilacinum, 1602 nucleotides. RefSeq lists its product as uncharacterized. The record is from RefSeq and is a predicted model, not a curated record. Lineage: Eukaryota; Fungi; Ascomycota; Sordariomycetes; Hypocreales; Ophiocordycipitaceae.